Molecule: messenger RNA, 1049 nt
Organism: Drosophila takahashii
Lineage: Eukaryota; Metazoa; Arthropoda; Insecta; Diptera; Drosophilidae
Gene: Surf1
Product: surfeit locus protein 1
Biological process (GO): mitochondrial respiratory chain complex IV assembly
Cellular component (GO): mitochondrion; membrane
Source: RefSeq, a predicted model, not a curated record
CAUACCAGCGCCCACAACUUACAAUCCAAUUGGAAAUGUAAAUAAAUAAAUAUUUAUUAAAAAUUAGGCUAAAAUCACACAAGACAUGCUGCGUUUUGGCACUCAAAUGUGCCGCCAAGUGGCCUUUAAUAUGCAGACAGUAACCCGCUUGCCAAGCGGAAGGAACACCCAAAAAUUGAUCACUAGGAAGAUGACACAACAGCGAUCGCCGGUGGAUUGGACCACCAGUAUUCCAACUAAGGCGGCGAAGGACAAGGAAAAGAUUGCUCCUUUGGGAUGGUUUCUCCUGCUCAUACCAGCCACCACUUUUGGUCUGGGCUGCUGGCAAGUGAAGCGGAAGAUUUGGAAGGAGCAGCUGAUCAAGGAUCUUAACAAGCAGCUUAGCGCGGCUCCAGUGGAUCUACCAGAGGAUCUCAGUGACUUAAGCCAAAUGGAGUACCGCCUGGUCAAAAUCCGUGGACGUUUCCUUCACGAGAAGGAGAUGAGAAUGGGUCCCAGGUCGCUCAUACGUCCGGAUGGCGUGGAGACCCAAGGAGGACUCUUCUCGCAGCGAGACUCGGGCAAUGGCUACCUGAUAGUCACCCCCUUUCAGUUGGCCGAUAGGGACGACAUAGUGCUCGUCAAUCGGGGAUGGGUGUCCCGCAAGCAAGUGGAGCCGGAAACGCGUCCCUUGAGUCAACAGCCUGCGGAAGUGGAGCUAACAGCCGUGGUGCGGAAAGGAGAAGCUCGUCCUCAGUUUACACCUGACCACAAGGGCAAUAUCUACCUUUAUCGCGAUCUGCCACGCAUGUGCGCCGCCUCAGGAGCCGCUCCUGUCUUCCUGGAUGCCAUCUACGAUGUCCAGGCGGCCAAAAGUGGGCCCAUUGGUGGCCAGACUCGCGUCACCCUGCGCAACGAUCAUCUUUCGUACCUGGUCACCUGGUUUAGCUUAUCCGCGGCCACCUCCUUCCUUUGGUACAGGCAAAUAGUCAAGAGGAUACCCUUCUAAAUGACCAUUCAAAACGCUCUGUUGUUAUUAUUUAUAUAAAAUUUACAUGCUCUCGUGUAAA